CAAAUUAGAAAACUCAAGGUUGCGUUUGGAGAGCAAGCGGGAAAUCAGUGGAAGUAAAGAGAGAAAUCUGAAGAGGAGAAUCGUCGGGCUCAUAAAUCUCAGCAAGAAUCAAGAGACGAAGCCCUCCGGCGCCGGCGAGGUCCACAAGCUGCCCUGCUAAUCAAGCACAGCGGCGACAUCCGACGUUUCCGACUACUGUAAAGGUUAGAAGUGGCAGAGCAACAAGCGCAUUUCAGGGACAGAUUGCUGCGAGGCGCCACGAUUCCAAUCCUUCCUGGACAUUCUGAAAGGGCGAGAGAAAUGCUUCUGAUUGCAACUCUAAUUCUUUGGAGCCUAGUGCUAAAUUUGAUGGGAUAACUUAUUGGAAUCAAGGAACUAUACCUUCACAAGAUGGUUAGUAGCAAUUGUGGAAGGAACAAAACUGGCUUCCUAGGAAGGAAGAAAUUUUUUUCCUGGUGUAUUCAUUUGUCAAUGAAUACAAUUCAAUCUGGAAUUGAAUUCUUGUUGAGGGUUAUGAAAAUGGUUAAGAUUGAUGGAACAAAGAGCUGCCGAAAGAUGCAGAUUCCUUUUCCAACAUCCAGUUGUUUCCUGGUAUGGAGAAUCACAAGAGGUUCUGAGGUUGUUCUAGCCAAUCAAUUGAAUGCCUAAUUUACUUGGGCAGUUGAUGUUGAUGCUGCUGAAGCCUUCUGGAGGAGAAAACUUUGUGGUGGGAUCAAUUCUUUCCUUGAUGGUGAAAUGGAGCACUGACAGUUCCUUGUACGUGGUGUUAUGCUUCUUAGUCCCUAUUUAAAUUAAGGGGCAGAAGAUUAUCCCCUUCUAUUUGUGCUUGGACCUGAAUUUAUCUGCCUUCAUCAUGAACCAAAAACCUCACCACGAGGGAGAUCCAUCCGAAGUGGAGUUCACUGUGGCUCCAACAAGAUCAUGGUGGUUUAAACCAAGGGCAUUCAGCAUCGUAUGGGGCAAUGAUGAUCGCUAUUGGUCUGUUCCCAAGGCAGGAGGGCCGGCAGAGCUGUUGCAGGUGAGCUGGCUUGAAGUAACAAGCAUCAUGCCCUCGUCGGAAGACAACAUAGUGGCAGGGAAGAAGUAUGCAAUCUCUUUCCGUUUGCAGAUGAAGCAAGGGGCUUUCGGUUGGAAUGGUUGUUCCGUUUGCUUGAUGUGUAAGAUAGGGCAGGGGGGGAAGUACACAGCUAAAAAGAUAAAGCUGGUUGAUCAACCAGAGACCGAUGAAGAGUUCGAGACAGAGAAGCUGGAGGUCACUGUCCCAGCUGAUGCCAACGAUAUGAGGCUUUACUUUGGGUUGUAUGAAGUCUGGUCGGGGAGAUGGAAGGGUGGCCUGCUCAUCCAUGGCGCCAGAGUUGAAGAACAAGUUUAAUCAAGAGUAGUGGAGAGGAAAUAAUCAAGCUGCCUGGGUGUAGUUCCCUCCAUCGUUUGGCAGUGAUGUAUCUUUAUUUGUUUGGUGUUCUUGUGGCUUACUUAGUUGGAUGAUAAAAAAAGGAUCUAACAUUUCUGCUAGAUCCUACUUGGCUAAUGUGUGAAAUAUAUUACAUUAAUUUAGUAUAAAAUUUUCUAGCUAGUUUUACAUAUCUACCAGUGAACUAGAAUCAAUUUUGUGGUAUUGAGAGUUUAUCUUGCG
Messenger RNA from Linum tenue, 1633 nucleotides. Lineage: Eukaryota; Viridiplantae; Streptophyta; Magnoliopsida; Malpighiales; Linaceae. The record is from the annotation of a GenBank genome assembly.